This is a messenger RNA of Penicillium lagena, 2274 nucleotides long. RefSeq names its product putative C6 transcription factor. The transcript is spliced from 3 exons. Gene Ontology annotation, biological process: regulation of DNA-templated transcription; DNA-templated transcription. The record is from RefSeq and is a predicted model, not a curated record. Gene Ontology annotation, molecular function: zinc ion binding; DNA binding; DNA-binding transcription factor activity, RNA polymerase II-specific. Bases 1 to 2274 code for a protein of 757 amino acids. Lineage: Eukaryota; Fungi; Ascomycota; Eurotiomycetes; Eurotiales; Aspergillaceae.
AUGAGUGAGAAUCAUCGCCCUCGUCAACCCCCUGCCGACCAUGCAGACUGGUUGGAACCCGAGUCGGCGCUAUUCUUUGGCGGUGACUGGGCUGUUCCUGAAGUCCAGUUCACACCGGCUAGCUUUUCCGCGAACACCGACGCCCUGUCUGGUCGCGACGACCAGGCUGAUCUCAGUGCCGGGCCGAUGGCUAAAGUGGCCAUCCCGCGAACGACCCAGUCCAGUUCUUCAAACAGCAGCGGCCGAGUCAGUCACGCUUGUGAAAACUGCCGCGAUGCCAAAGCAAAAUGCAGCGGCCACCAGCCGUGCAACCGCUGCAAGGAAAGUGGGCAGCGCUGCUCCUACGGCGACCGCAGACGCGAGAAGAUGGCCAGACAAUUGAGCGAUCUUACCUCCCAGGUUGAAACCUACGAGGCUCUCCUGCGCGACCUAUAUCCUCGACUUGACACUACUUGCGCCCGCCAUGUCGACCAGACGCUGCCCGCCUUGUCCUCUCUUGUGGCCCGCCCUUCUGAGCCUGUCCAACUCUCAAGUCCGCCGCCAUCUGUGCCUCUGGCUGCUGACAAUACCCCUUCCCUAUUAGGAGUUGUAGACUACACCAAAGAAGACUUCACCCGCGAUGAACAACUUCAGGCCAUGGGGUUUGUCGGCGAGCAUUCGGAGAUGGCAUGGUUGUUCCGACUCAAACGCGAUCUCAACCAAGCUAGCAGCUCGACGCCCAACGCCACUCCCACCGAUGCGCCAUCAAUCAUCUCCGUGAACUAUUUCCAAGACGAAUCAGACAUUUCUGUACUUGCCGAUGUGGAUCCAUUCGUCGGGCCGCCGUAUGCCGUUGCGAAACAGCUCACGGAUUGCUAUUUCGAUAGAGUGCAUCAUGCCUUUCCGGUGAUUGGGAAAAAGUUCUUUCUGAAUCAGUGGGAAAGUGUCUAUUCGAAUCCGAACUUGCGGCCUUGGAAACCUUGGCUGGGUGUGAUGAAUAUGGUGCUCGCUAUUGCCAGUAGGCAUUUACUACUCGUCGAAGAUCAACCUCCGGGUGACCCUAAUGAACAUGUGGUGUACUUUUCCAGGGCGUGGCGACUCAGCAUGGGCGAUACCGCAUUGCUGGACCAUCCCAACGUGGUUAAGGUGCAGUUUGAAGGGCUCACAGCAUUCUAUCUCCUGUCAAUUGGACAAGUCAAUAGAGCAUGGCGAAUGAUUGGCAUUGCAAUCCGAUCGGCCGUUACAAUAGGUCUCCACCUUCGCAGCGAAACUGAUACUAUUCCACACGAAUCGAAAGAGACAGUGUAUCGAGUUUGGUGGGCUCUUUUCAUGUUGGAUACGGUACUCUGUGAGAUGACUGGCCGUCCGCCAAGUAAGAUUUUCAGCACCACGCCUCUCCCCACCCCCUUCAAAGAGGAAGAGUUGAACGAUCAGCAUGUCGCGCGCUUUAUUAUGGACAAGGCAAUCCGGGAUAAGCUGGUGUUAUUGCUUUUGUCCAGGGGUCCAGGGUGUUUGCCGAACGAAAGUUUGGCAGAUCGCAUACAUCGGGUGCGGUUAGAACUUACCGGGGAGGAACAAGGCGAGCAUGGCACAGAUCUUUUGACCGAGACUCUCACGACCAACAUCUCGCUGUACUUCUUGUACGCAGUCGAUCUGGCUUUUCUCAUGCGGGAGGCCAUUGACAGACUGUAUGCCCCAUCAGCAAACCCACAAUCAUGGCUUGAGAUCGAAGACAUCAUCUCUUUACUCAUCACCAAGGCCGACAACUGGCACACACGAUUGCCAUUGGAGUUCCAGUUUACGAACAUGGACACCGGCCGACCCCUGGCGCGCCAGCGCAUCUCCCUCGCCUUCCGCUUCUACACCACCAAGCUCAUGAUCUCCCAGCCCUGUCUCUCCCGCUGCGUGGCUCCUCCCCAAGCCAAAGCCGAACCUACCAGUGCCCGGUGCAAUUCCAUAGCAUCAAUGUGCAUCGAAAUGGCAACUCAAAUGCUUGGGAUUCUCCCCGAUGAGCCAACCGACCAUAAUAUGGCUCUCUUCUACAACUUUAGCCCCUGGUGGUGUGUUCUCCACUAUGUAGUGCAGUUAACGACCAUCCUCUUGGUCAAGUUAUCCCGCACUAUGCCUGGAAGCGAGGAAUCGAUCAAUCUUGUGGGUAAAGUCAAGAAGGCCACCCGAUGGAUUCGCAAGAUGUCUUUUAAAGACCCCUUCUCACAGCGAGCCUGGGUUGUCUGUGAGGAGCUUCUUUCCCAGCUUGGCCCGAGAUUAGAUUUAGAUGUUGACGCCGGCAUUUAG